AUGGCUCUCCGCGAGCACUUCCCCAAAAUCUUUGUCGGAGUGGUUGGUGCCAUCGGCGUGGCAACCUACAUGGGCACACGUCCGCCCAAGCCGGUCGGCACGCCUUCUGCCAACCCACUCAAGACGCCUGGCGUGGCCAACAUCGAGGGAGCGUAUCAGAAAGGCGGAGCUACCUCGACCCACACCAAGGCUUACGGCGGCACGACCUUGGGUCAGAAAGACGAUGUGAUGAAGGAGAAUAGUGCAACGGCGAGACCUAAGGGUAUGGAUUUCGAGGGAGCUGGUGACGAGCAGAGGCGGCAUGGAAGUGAGAAGGGCAAGCCGGGAGAAGCGUUUACUGGCAUGAAUUAUGGCACCAGUAAAGGCAAGUGA
This is a messenger RNA of Cyphellophora attinorum, 372 nucleotides long. RefSeq lists its product as uncharacterized. The coding region runs from base 1 to 372 and encodes 123 amino acids. Lineage: Eukaryota; Fungi; Ascomycota; Eurotiomycetes; Chaetothyriales; Cyphellophoraceae. The record is from RefSeq and is a predicted model, not a curated record. The transcript has a single exon.